UUUAAAAGCGCGAUCUAAGUGUGUUUUCGUUUAGGCAUAUGCAAAAAAUGGAUGGUUUGUUCUCGCCAUACCUGAAUGACAUGAGGGAAUAUUUCAUAUUAGAAUGUAUGUCUUACCUCUUGAUUGUAAUGGGAGUUACAGCUUUCGUAGUUUUGUUCUUUGUUAACGCACCCUACGGCAGGUACACAUCGAGCACAUUUGGCUUUCCCAUUCGUGCUAGAGUAGCUUGGUUUAUCCAAGAGUUGCCGGCUCUGCUCGUUCCGCUUUGGCUGUUAUUAUUUUCUUCUCCUGGCAGAAUUGCAUAUCUUCCAAACCAGGUCCUCAUCGCCAUGUAUUUAUGCCAUUAUGUGCAUAGGACACUCAUUUAUCCAUUUUUAAUUCAAGGAGGAAAACCAACACCUUUCAUACCUUUUGCUCUGGCUUUCGUAUUUUGCACAUAUAAUGGAUAUCUGCAGACCCGACACUUGAGUCAUUUUGCAGUGUUUCCAAGGGACUGGAUUACCUCACCUUGUUUUAUCAUCGGUUUUAUUUUAUGGUUGGCUGGAAUGAUAAUAAAUGUUCAUUCAGACCAGGUCCUUCGAAACCUGAGAAAGCCUGGUGAAACUGGCUACAAGAUACCCAGAGGAGGGCUGUUUGAAUACGUUUCUGGAGCAAACUUUACUGGUGAAAUUUUGGAAUGGACUGGUUUUGCCAUUGCUGCGUGGUCUCUAGAGAGUGCUGCUUUUGCUGUAUUUACAUUUCUGGUGCUUUCAUCUCGGGCAAGUCAGCAUCACAGAUGGUACAAGGAAAAGUUUGAGGAUUAUCCCAAAACAAGAAAAGCCCUGUUGCCUUUUGUGUUCUGAUUUAAGGAGUUUCAGUUGUUCUUCCUUGCCAUCCAUGGAGCCCCACAUGCGCAUCUGCGGUUGGCCUAUUAAUUUGUGGGAAUAGGAGCUUCUCUGUAAGUGAAUGAAUCUCUGCUGACUUUCAAACAGACGAAUCUGGUAAACUGUCUAGUGCGUUGUAUUAUUUUUAUUUUUAUGGAAUUUAUUAAAAGCAUAUAACAUUCCAUACAAUCAAGUCAAAAUUAACAAAAUUAAAAUCAAAUCAACCCCAACCCACUGUUGUAUUAUAUAACUGGGUGUUUAAUUGCCAUAUUUUACACUUACCAUCUCGUUUUAAAUUUAAUAGGCCAUGUUGUCAUCAAUCCCAUAGGACUUCUUAAUUGAAGGGUGCGUAACAUUGACCUUUGCUUCCAUAAAGUUCUUCCUGGCACUGACACAAACACUGACAGUUGAACAUGGAGCAAACGUCACAGUUCUCAUAUUCUGAGAUGUUCAUGUGGUCUCUGCAGAGGAGCGUGAACUCUGACUGACUGAGCGGCGUUCAUUUUGAAAUCUGUGACUAAUGCAAUUACAGAAUACUGAGGCUGAUGUCGUUGCUUUAAUAAGAUACAACACAUUGUUCAUAACAAAUAUGUAUAAAAAUGUCCAUUAUCGGUGAAAUGCAAAAUCUUUCACAGUGUAUUGCUAGUUCUGUUACAUUAUAAGAGUAUAUAAAGUUUUGGAAAAGGAUAAAAUAAAUUUACCUUUUACAAA
Molecule: messenger RNA, 1574 nt
Organism: Erpetoichthys calabaricus (reedfish)
Lineage: Eukaryota; Metazoa; Chordata; Cladistia; Polypteriformes; Polypteridae
Gene: srd5a1
Product: steroid-5-alpha-reductase, alpha polypeptide 1 (3-oxo-5 alpha-steroid delta 4-dehydrogenase alpha 1)
Exons: 5
Coding region: 39-842 (267 amino acids)
Biological process (GO): steroid biosynthetic process
Cellular component (GO): membrane
Molecular function (GO): 3-oxo-5-alpha-steroid 4-dehydrogenase activity
Source: RefSeq, a predicted model, not a curated record